AUGAGUGAUAUCGCUGCCAUGCUGGGAGUAAACGCCACUGUCGAAGCCGUGGACACCAAGAAUCCGGCUUUGGCAGUGCACAAUCACAUCUUGGUCCGCGUCGUGGGGACGUGUUUGGUUAUAUAUAUAGCUUGGCAAUACUUAUUGAGAAUUGGCGCGCUAUGGAAUUCUCAUUCAGAACCUCCAAUGCUGCCGUAUUGGAUCCCUGGCAUUGGCCACAAUAUUUCAUUUUUCAGAGAUGUCGAGAAACUAUUGGUUGCUGCAAGAUCGUAUUUUCGGAUCCCUGCGCAGCCCUUCAGCGUCUUAAUCGGUAGUCGUCGGAUGUACGUGAUUCUUGACCCUCGCGAUAUUUCCGAGACCCAUCAGAAAACUAAAGAGAUGCAUUUUGAUGCCUACAUCGACAAGUUCAUGCAAUAUGUCUCGGUCUCCGAGAAAGCCAGAGAUAUCCUAUGGGGGACUACCGUUACCGAGACCUCUUUGUCAGUUCCUAAUUCUCUUCGAUCAUGGAUACGUGCAGAUAUGACCGGAACUUCAUCCCGAAAGUUCUACAAUGAAUCCUUAUCAGAGCUCAACAGCGUCAUGCAACAAGGUAGUCCCUUCACAACAGGGAAGAGUAACGAACACGACAUGUUUAAGUGGACGAGCGACAUUAUCGUCAGAGUUUCUACGAGGAACUUUUUCGGUACUGCUCUUAUUGAGAAUUCACCUGGACUUGUCGAUGACUUUCGCAAAUUCAAUCGCCAGACAUGGAAGCUACUCUACAAAUACCCAAGAUUCCUCUCAAGAUCAGCUUACGACUCGAGAGACGCGGCUAUCGAUGCUCUAAAACGGUAUUUCGAGAUGCCACAGGAACAAAGACGAGAUGCGGCUCCGUUUGUGAUAAAGGCUGAGGAUGAGAUGCGAAAGCAUGGGAUAAGCAACAGGGAUAUUGCUGCAGUUCUGUUCAAGCUAUACUGGGCCAUUAACGGAAACCCAUCUGUCUUUGCGUUCUGGCUUCUAGCCAGAACUCUAUACACACCUCAUCUCAAGGAGGACAUCAAAAGGGAGGUCGCCCCAGCUUUCAAGAAUGGUAUUCACCAGCAACCUGACGUGGAAUAUCUCAAAGGAUGCCCUAAGCUCAACGCGACAUACUACGAAACAAUGCGACUCCACAGCAGUUCAUCCAGCUUUCGACGCGUCGUCCAAGACACGACAGUCGCUGGUUUCGAACUCAAAGCCGGCAACGAUGUGAUGAUGCCUUAUCGACAACUCCACCUGAACACAAAAUACUUUGGCGAAAGUGCGGAGCAAUUCGAUAUUGACAGAUUCGUCCAGAACCCGAAGUUGCAUUACGCGAGAACGUACAAUCCAUUUGGUGGAGGUACGACAUUAUGUCCAGGAAGGCUUUUGGCACGACAGAUGGAUUUGGUUUAUCUUGCGAUCCUUGUCACGCGGUAUGACAUUCAGGCUGUUGGGGGAUGUGAGAGCCAGCCUUUUCCGGAGGGGAAUGAUAAGGUGCCGUCGCUGGGUAUCAUCUCUCCGAAACCGGGACAUGAUGUUAAGAUCUCGGUCAGAGAUGUUAGUGUAGACUAA
Fusarium proliferatum ET1 is the source of this 1572-nucleotide messenger RNA. RefSeq lists its product as uncharacterized. The record is from RefSeq and is a predicted model, not a curated record. The transcript has 4 exons. Gene Ontology annotation, molecular function: heme binding; oxidoreductase activity, acting on paired donors, with incorporation or reduction of molecular oxygen; iron ion binding. NCBI's taxonomy places the organism in Eukaryota, Fungi, Ascomycota, Sordariomycetes, Hypocreales, Nectriaceae. Bases 1 to 1572 code for a protein of 523 amino acids.